AGUGAGGAAGGGGGUUGUAAUUUUAGCCCUAGCUUUGCUCCAACACAUAUUGGCGGGAACUUCACCGGCAAAACUCAGCCCUCAACUUUGCUCUUCUCACUGACUAAAUCCACUCUCAAACUCUCCAAAUUUUGCUUCAUCGGCAACCAUAAUGGGGAAGGACGACGAAGAGAUGCGUGGAGAAAUGGAGGAGAGGCUGAUAAACGAGGAGUACAAGAUUUGGAAGAAGAAUACUCCAUUUCUUUACGAUUUGGUUAUUACUCAUGCCCUAGAGUGGCCUUCACUCACUGUAGAAUGGUUGCCUGACCGGGAGGAACCUCCUGGCAAGGAUUACUCCGUUCAGAAGAUGAUUUUGGGGACUCAUACCUCCGAGAAUGAGCCCAAUUAUCUCAUGCUCGCUCAGGUUCAGCUUCCGCUUGAGGAUUCCGAGAACGAUGCGCGUCAUUACGAUGAUGAUCGUGCUGAUGCGGGUGGCUUCGGGUGUGCCAACGGCAAGGUACAAAUAAUCCAGCAAAUAAAUCACGAUGGCGAAGUCAAUAGAGCCCGUUAUAUGCCUCAAAAUCCAUUUAUAAUUGCUACAAAGACUGUCAGUGCCGAAGUUUUUGUUUUUGACUAUAGUAAACAUCCAUCCAAACCACCUCUAGAUGGUACAUGCAAUCCCGAUUUGAGAUUGAGGGGUCACAAUACCGAAGGUUAUGGUUUAUCGUGGAGUAAGUUCAAGCAGGGCCAUUUACUAAGUGGUUCUGAUGAUGCACAGAUUUGUUUAUGGGACAUCAAUGCUACUCCCAAGAACAAAACCCUUGAGGCUAUGCAAAUUUUUAAGGUUCAUGAAGGUGUUGUGGAAGAUGUUGCAUGGCAUCUUAGGCAUGAAUACUUGUUUGGUUCAGUAGGUGAUGACCAAUACCUACUCGUAUGGGAUUUGCGAACUCCUUCAGCUAAUAAGCCCGUACAGUCUGUAGUUGCUCAUCAAAGUGAGGUUAAUUGCUUGGCAUUCAAUCCCUUCAAUGAGUGGGUUGUAGCCACGGGGUCAACUGAUAAGACGGUUAAGUUGUUUGAUCUACGUAAGAUCAGCACUGCACUCCAUACUUUUGACUGUCACAAAGAGGAGGUUUUCCAGGUUGGUUGGAAUCCAAAGAAUGAAACGAUCUUAGCUUCUUGUUGUCUUGGUAGGAGGCUCAUGGUUUGGGACCUUAGCAGGAUUGAUGAGGAGCAGACACCAGAGGAUGCAGAAGAUGGCCCGCCGGAAUUGCUGUUCAUUCACGGUGGUCAUACGAGUAAAAUAUCAGACUUUUCUUGGAAUCCAUGCGAGGACUGGGUGGUUGCUAGUGUAGCUGAAGAUAACAUACUACAAAUCUGGCAGAUGGCUGAGAACAUCUACCAUGAUGAAGAUGAUUUGCCUGAGGAGCCUCCAAAGGCCUCUUAAUGUUUUGUUCUCUGUAUUUUAAGUAUUACUUCAAACUAUUAAAAAUCUUUCAAGGUCUCAUUUUGGUCUUCCAAUCCUCAAUACUCUUUUUCUUCUCCUUGUUCCUCUUACCAUCCCCAUCCUAAAUGGUGUUUUAUGAAUCUGAUUUAUCUUUUUGCUUUUCAGUUCUAAAUAUAAAGAGGCUUUUGAGGCUUUGGAUUGUGGUGAUUCUCACCAUGGCCAUGGAUAUGGAUGGUUAAGAAGGAGAAACUUUGUAGAGCUCGGCGGGAUGUCGUGGAGGCUGAUAGUGUUGGAAGAGAAGAUUAAUAGUGUUGGAUGAGCAAUAGUGAGAGGAUGUGUUGUAGGUGUGUACUUCCUAAAACUUUAGUUCGGUGCCUUAAGUAGUAUACUUGUUCAUUAUUAGGGUUUAUAAUGAUUCACUAUUCACUACUAACUAUUAUGGGAUCAAGAGGCCUUGCAAAGGUAAUUUGUUUAACAA
This is a messenger RNA of Cucumis melo (muskmelon), 1901 nucleotides long. RefSeq names its product WD-40 repeat-containing protein MSI1. Gene Ontology annotation, biological process: regulation of gene expression. Gene Ontology annotation, cellular component: nucleus. The coding region runs from base 152 to 1423 and encodes 423 amino acids. Gene Ontology annotation, molecular function: histone binding. NCBI's taxonomy places the organism in Eukaryota, Viridiplantae, Streptophyta, Magnoliopsida, Cucurbitales, Cucurbitaceae. The record is from RefSeq and is a predicted model, not a curated record. The transcript has 6 exons.